Messenger RNA from Tachyglossus aculeatus (Australian echidna), 1533 nucleotides. It is a transcript of the gene ABHD14A, whose product is annotated as abhydrolase domain containing 14A. The transcript is spliced from 5 exons. Gene Ontology annotation, cellular component: cytoplasm. The record is from RefSeq and is a predicted model, not a curated record. The coding region runs from base 226 to 1041 and encodes 271 amino acids. NCBI's taxonomy places the organism in Eukaryota, Metazoa, Chordata, Mammalia, Monotremata, Tachyglossidae.
GCAGGGAGCAAGGCCACUGGAGAGCCGGGGAGGCUGGAGGCAGGCUCUGGAUGGGGCACCUUGUACCCAAUAAUGAUUUGUUCUAUGGUCUGGCUCAAAAGAGGAACGGUUGCAGGGGCCCAGCAUGCUGAAGUCCCAGCCCAAGGCCCCUUUAAACGCCAAGGACCUGGCUGCAAGUCCUAAACGUGCUCAGAGCCCGAGUCUCAUUUCCAAACUUGCAAAAACAUGGCUGCGGAGCCUGACACCCGAUACUGUCUGACUGGUGGGAAAGGAAACUCCACAAUCGCAGCAGCCAAGAGCAUGCCAGGGCACAUGACCCGACCCCACCUGUUCCUGCUGGUCCUUGGACUCCUGCUGACCUUAUUCCUGUACAUGCUGCUGCCCAAUGCUUCCUCGCCCAGUGUGUUGCCUCCAGGAGUCCCCAACAUCACAGUGUUGACUGGCCUGGUCCCUGGAGACUCCCCACUUUUCUACCGGGAGGCUCUGCCUGUUGGUAGAGCACGCAGGGUGGAGGUGGUGCUCCUGCAUGGACAAGCCUUUAGCUCACACACGUGGGAGAAGCUGGGGACCCUGGUGCUGCUUUCGCAGCAUGGCUACCGGGCUGUAGCCCUUGACCUGCCAGGAUAUGGGAACUCAGCUGUCUCCCCAGAGGCUGCCACAGAGGCUGGACGGCUGAGGCUCCUGACAAGGACGCUGCGGGGCCUGGGCCUUGAGAACCCGGUGCUGGUCAGUCCCUCUAUGAGUGGUCGUUAUUCCCUCCCCCUCCUGCUGCAGGGGGGUGGGCAGCUCCGGGGUUUCGUGCCCAUCGCACCCGUCGCCACCAACGAGUAUUCUUCUGAACAGUACUUGGGAGUCAAGACACCAACUCUCAUCCUGUAUGGGGAGCUGGACCGACUUCUGGGCAUGAAAUCCCUGAAUUCUCUUCAGUACAUACCCAACCACUCAGUGGUGAAACUCAACGGUGCUGGUCAUGCUUGUUACCUCAACAAGCCACAUGCCUUUCAUACCGUUCUGCUGGAUUUCCUCAGGGAACUUCCAUGAACUUGUUGAUCCCAGCUCCCUGAGCUCCAUGGGGACCAGUUCCUCUUGCCACUAUAGGGGCAAGGCCUGCCCUUGCCUUCAACCACCCCAAACCACUGAAACUGAGAGCCCCUCCUCAUAAAUCUCCUUGUCCAAACAGCUCUGUAGGGAGAAGGAUGCCAGGGAACCAUGUCAGAUACUGGAAUUCUAGGACAUGGGGUCCGGGGGCCUGAGGCUCCCAGCUAUGUAGUGUGGCCCCGUUCUUUUGACUGCCAAGAACUGGUUACUUGCAUCCAGAAGAACUGGUUACUUGCAUCCAGGAGAACUGGGAGAUAGCAGAGGCUCUGAUUGGGGCAUAGAGGGAUCCUAUUUGCAGUAAACCCGGUCUCUGAAGCCAAGAAGCAACUCCCAUGCCCCAUAUCAUUUUAUGUGCAAUGUGUGGUCACCAGAGGUGGGACUGGAGAGAGGAAACUGGCAUCCACCUGCAUUCAAUAAAUUUUUAGUACAGCCCAA